Messenger RNA from Danio aesculapii, 4029 nucleotides. RefSeq names its product ADAM metallopeptidase domain 15 (gene adam15). The record is from RefSeq and is a predicted model, not a curated record. Gene Ontology annotation, molecular function: metalloendopeptidase activity; integrin binding. The transcript has 25 exons. Gene Ontology annotation, biological process: proteolysis; integrin-mediated signaling pathway; innate immune response. Bases 495 to 3419 code for a protein of 974 amino acids. Lineage: Eukaryota; Metazoa; Chordata; Actinopteri; Cypriniformes; Danionidae.
UCUGUGUUAUAGCAGCUGCUGGUGAAACUAUGCGUAUAAUCAGUCUUUCAGAGAUGUAAAUCCGCCCGGCCGGACAGCAAAGAGUUAAGGCGAAAGAGGAAAUCCUAUCUGGUUGGCCAUACGGAGAAAUGCGAUUAUACUGCCUCAGUUUAACGCGGGCGAGCGGACGGAUUGCGCACAAUAAGAUCCGGCUCAUAGAGAAAGGUUCAACGCGGUUAGCAUCACAGACGAGUCUGCUGAUAUCAAAACGAAACGAGCGCUACAGAAAAACCGCUGUUAUUGCUGGGGCAGAGCAGAGGUUUUGAGCAGGAUGGACAGAGCCCACACUGGGCCGGGAGUGCUCUCUCAGGACGGACUGCAGUUCGGCGUCCAGCAGGUGAAUGGUCAGGUGCGAGUUUACGUGUGACGGACCGCAUUAACUUGAUUAGCCUGACUCCUUUUAAGAAGUGUGUCGAUCAGAAUUCAAAAAGACAAAAUCAGUGCGUCACCGGACCAUGAAGCAGCACUAUCACCAGCUGUUCAGGUGUUUCUGGCGGACUCUCGUCACCGUUCUUCUGUUUGAAGGCACCUCUCUGAUGAUGUUCAGGGGGUCUCUCACUCUGACCUUACACAGAAAUGACAGCAGCUUCACACCACAGCCGGACGCGCGCAUAACUCACUCCUCUCACAACGUCACAAAUCAUAGGAGAGAACAGAAGCCUCUGGCAAUGACAAGGCCGUUUGCUUUUGUUGAUGGAGUUAGAAGAAGCUUGAGCGAUGCCUUACAGAAGGGUCACCCUGACAAAUUGCAGUGUGGUUUACAAGUGGGGAGCAGCUUGUAUAUCCUGGACCUGGAGAAAAACCAAGAUCUUUUGCCAAAACCGCCUAAUGUGUUUUACUACCUGCCAAAUGGAACUGGGGUGUCCAUGAAGGAGAAUACAACACACUGUUACUAUCACGGUUCAGUGCAAGGUUUCCCUGAGUCACGCGUGGCUCUCAGCUCCUGCUCUGGGUUACGGGGAGUGAUAGUCAUUAACGCCACACUGAGCUUUGAACUGCUUCCUGAAGGAGAAGAAGAGCAUGUGAAAGAUGAUGAAGGGAGUGGAGAAAUGGAAGAAGGAGAGAUGCAUGCAAUUUACUCCACACACCCGCCAACAUCCGAGUCCAGAGACUGUGGGGUGUCACACACUUCUAUACCUCCCAUUCAAAUCAUCCCCCACACACACAGGAGUAAGAGAGACAUUCUCUCUGAGACCAAAUAUAUUGAGCUGGUUCUGGUGGCAGAUCAUAAAGAGUAUUUGAAUUAUCAAAAGAAUAACAAAACUAUAAUCUACCGCAUGUUGGAUGUCGCAAACCAAGUAGACUGGUUCUACCGGCCACUGAAUGUACGUGUGGCUUUGCUGGGUUUGGAGAUCUGGAGUGACCAGGACAAGAUUAAAGUGGAUAAAAGUCCCACUGAAACUCUUAACCGCUUCCUGGAUUGGAGGACCAGGGAGUUACUGCCACGACUAAGGCAUGACAAUGCGCAGCUCAUCAUGGGUGAGUCAUUUGAUGGAACUACGGUUGGCAUGGCGUCUCAAUCCUCCAUGUGCUCGAAGGAUCGGUCAGGAGGAGUAAAUGUGGAUCACCUGGUGAGUGUAUUAGGUGUGUCAUCGACUGUGGCACAUGAAUUGGGUCACAACCUGGGAAUGAGUCACGAUACGGCUGAAAGGCGCUGUCAUUGCCAAAAUGAGCCUCGACUUGGGGGCUGCAUCAUGGAGCCCUCCACCGGGUUUAUGCCAGGUCAGCUGUUCAGCAGCUGUAGUGAACGGGACCUGUCUCUCAGUCUGCUGCAUGGGGGCGGGAUGUGUCUAUUUAAUGUGCCUCAGCCCGAGAGUCUUCUUGGGGGACCACGCUGUGGGAACUUGUACGUGGAGAAAGGAGAGGAGUGUGACUGUGGCCUGCUGGAUGAAUGUAACGAUCCCUGCUGCAAUGCCAGCACAUGUAAACUGGUUCCAGGGGCCCAGUGCUCUUCAGAUGGCAUCUGCUGUGAAAACUGCAAGCUGCGUGUGGCCGGUUCAGUGUGUCGGGAGCCACUAGGAGAGUGUGAUUUGCCUGAACACUGCACUGGUUCUUCUCCAUACUGUCCUCCCAAUGUUUUUCUUCAGAACGGAGAACCAUGCAAAGGCGGUUCCUCUUACUGCUACAGCGGUGUGUGUGCCAGUCUGGAUGACCAGUGCCAAAUGCUCUGGGGACAGAACUCCACCCGAGCUCCACCCAUCUGCUUCUCUUCUGUGAACAAGCAGGGCAAUAAGUAUGGGAAUUGUGGUCAAAUGCCCAAUGGUUCCUACAUUCCCUGUUUAAAAGGGGAUGUGCACUGUGGAAGGAUCCAGUGUCAGGGUGGAAGUGAACGUCCUCUGCUGGGCUCUAAUGCUGAGAUUCUGACCACAACGGUCAUACUCAACCAGAGUGACUUUACCUGCCGCGGGACCUACUUUAAUCUGGGCGAUGAUGUUUCGGACCCAGCCAUGGUGUUACAGGGGACAGCCUGUGGUCCCAACAAGGCAUGUGUGGACCAGAGAUGCCGGGACGUGUCCAUGUUUGGUGUUGAUGAAUGCCGCAGCAAGUGCCACGGCCAUGGGGUGUGUAACAGUAAUAAGAACUGUCACUGUGACGAGGGCUGGGCUCCUCCUGACUGCAGAUACUCUGGAAACGGAGGAAGUGUGGACAGCGGACCUGCACAAGAGCCCAGAGAUUCAGAUCCUGCGCGGGUGGCUCUUCUGGUCAUUUUCCUGUUUGUGCUGCCGGUGUCUCUGCUGUUUGUGGCUCUCCGCUUUCCUCGCUGUCGACGAGGCCUUGUGUACCUUGGGCACACACCAUUCAACAAGAGCCGACAGAGCCGGACUCCUGCAAUGGAGCUUGCGAAUGCUCGAAAUGGUGAUCAAGCGCAGCCGCUCAGGUACCAGUGGCCUCACCAGAGUGACAUCCCUCUCACCCAGGCCAUCAGCAAGGUCCAGAACAGGCCUGCUGCUCCAACUAAACCUCUUCCGCCCGAUCCACCUGUCUCUAAACCUGCUCAGUUGGCGGCGCAUUGGCCCGCCCCUCCUACCAAGCCCCUCCCACCUGACCCCGCCCCCUCAGAGAGCAAGAUGCAGAGCAAGCCUACAGGAGCUCGACCAGCAGCACCAAGCAAACCUCUGCCACCUGACCCUGUCCUCUCCAACAGACAGAACCCUGUUCCUCCCAAACCUCCAGUUCCCAAGAAACCCCUGCCUGUGGAUCCUUCAUGUCACCCUCCUGCCCCUCCGCUGAUGAGACAUCCAGUAUCUGCUGCUGCGUCGUCUUCUUCAAAUUCUUUACGAAUUUCUGCAUCAGCUGCUGCUCCUGCCAGACCUGCUCCUCAUCCGCCUUUACGGAGACAACAGUACCAUGGGAAACCCCACACUCCUCACCCUGUAUAGUCAGGAAGGAAACAACGGGCCGACUGCAAAUUUCUGCACUAUGGUUUGUUUUCAGUAUUUUGUCUUGUUUUCCAGUAUAGUUUAUUGAAAAUAAGGUAACUUUGAAAAUACAUUUCAGGUUUGUUUUAAUUAUAUAUUCUGCUUUGUUUAUUAAUUAAUAAAUUAGAUAUAUGAAAAUAGUUUAAUAUAUUCUUUACAAAUAUUAUAUAUUUAUUUUAAGUAUAGACUUCAAAUUUUCUUUCCUUUUCAAAAAGAACAAGUCAACAGAAGUCAAGUCAAACUAUUAUUAAUAGUUAGAUUAAUAGUCACACAAGUCCCCAAGUAAAUAAAACAGACAGAGCUCUGUUCACUGUAAAAAAAGCUGAGUUAUACAAGAUCGGUUUUGUUUUGAGACAACAUCAAGGAAUUUAGUUUACUUAUUAGUAGGGCAAAACAGAAUCAGCGGACAUUUUUUUUGCUUUUUUCUGCGCAGAAUAUUGUAAAAAAAAUCUGCGGAUUAUGUGGAAUUGCAUAAAAACCUAAUAUGUUAAACAAAAAAUAAUACAUUUUUUACUUUUAUUUAAUGUUAAUCAAAUUAGAUCCUAAUUAGAUCCAUUUAUUUGGUAAACAA